UUCAAGGGUAAUUGUUCCUCGCCUCGCCUCAAAGACCGCACUUGUUUUGCGACUGCGGCAGUCUGAAGCUUGCAUUAGAAGAAACACAGGUUCCCUUCGCCUCAGUGUAAAAGUUGCAGGUACAGGAUUUACGGGAUGAAGCCAUUGGAAUGAAACACUCUGCGUCCUCCGACACAUUUUUUUUCACCUGCGGACCACAUGAACUGCACACGGACACGCGCCAAAGUUAAUGGAUCGAUGAUGGUUGGAGAUUAACUUGCAUCUUCAUCAGGCGUUUGCUUUAUUUUGUGGAAUAUAUGACACAUGACAAAGAUGCUGUCCAUCCUCACAAGAGUCGUGCUUUUCAAGAUACUGGCAGUUAUUGUCUUGCAAGCUGCUUCUAAUAACGGUAUCUUGGCGUCCCGCGCCUUGGUCCAAUCGGACUCAAAGGUGUUUGGCUCCCGGGGAUCCGCUGACUCACAGCUGUCUGAGACAGCAGAAGCAAAGUCCAGACAAAAGCGCUGCACCUGUUAUUCCUACAAGGAUAAAGAGUGCGUCUACUACUGCCACUUGGAUAUCAUCUGGAUCAACACCCCCGAGCGCACUGUGCCGUACGGAAUGUCGAGCUACAGAGGACGUCAGCGAAAACGACGUGGUGUUCAGCCGUCCCAACACGAGGGGGCAAAGACACCGCGCUGCCUUUGUGUUGUGACUGAUGCAGACUCGGAGUGUCGUGAUUUUUGUCUGUCAAGCUCCCUACAGAUCAUUCCAACCAGAAGUCGUCACAAAAUUCCUGGACUUGGAUGACAGUUUGAUGCACCUCCAUCUUCUUCUCUUCUUCUUGGGUGAAUGGACCCUUCAUUUCUUUCCGUUUGGCACUUUGCCUUCCCAGGUACGCACAGGGAAAGAACUGUGGAGUUUAACACUGCCGACAUUCCUCAGCAUCAUAACUCUUGGAGCAAGUUGGUUUCAAGAACUCAGAAACUUCAGCAAAUGCGAUACAGACCCCGGAGCCUAUCCCCUUUUUUUCCUAUCUGAGAGCCUCAUGAGGACAACUUUAACCACAGCAUAAUAGCCGGUGACCUUUUGUUAUGCAAGACUCAUUUAGACCGACCCUUUGCAUUCAUAUGUAGUUUUAUGAACUACCUUUGACUCAGUCUUUCAAAAUAAUGAGAUCGUAUCAAUGUAUAUGGGAAGACGGAUGCAUUUUCACAAAAAUGCUGUAGAGGGAAAAGCGCCAGGAGGAGCUAUGUAAAGCAGGAUGAAGCCAUGAUAUUUUUGAUGUUUUGCCUGAUACUUUGCCAUUAAAACACCAUUCCACAAUGGAGAAUGCCACUUGUGUUAUGAGGCAUAUUACUGAGCUUUGGUUUAUAAUGUUAUGUAGCCUGUAUGGAGGGCAUUUAAUUAUAUUAUUUGUAAACUGAAUCAUCGGUGAUAUUCAUCAAGGUUUCAUCUCAGUUCCACAGCAAACUCUGAUUAAUAACAACUUUAGAACCAGUGAACUGCUGGUGUAUAGCUAGGAUUCAUGUAAAAAAACAACUAUGCAAUGCAUCUUAUUAUAUCAUUACCCUUCAGCUGAGCAAUAAAUACAUUUAUUCAGUGUCCUCUAACAGAUUCUGAGCAAACAAACCUUGCUUAUUUAUUCUCUAAAAUGUUUGCACCUUUCAGAAUUUAGAGUAAAAGCAACAAAAAUAUUCUCACGGCAGAAAAUCUGCAGUUAGUAUAAACUAGAGAUUGCACGAUACCACUUUUUUAUGUCCGAUACCGAUACCGAUAUCAUAAAUUUGGAUAUCUGCCGAUACCGAUAUGAAUCCGAUAUAGUGUAUUUUGUAAUCAAUAAAACUGUU
Messenger RNA from Oreochromis aureus, 1826 nucleotides. RefSeq names its product endothelin-3-like. Gene Ontology annotation, molecular function: endothelin B receptor binding; hormone activity. The record is from RefSeq and is a predicted model, not a curated record. Gene Ontology annotation, biological process: regulation of vasoconstriction; intracellular calcium ion homeostasis; regulation of systemic arterial blood pressure by endothelin. Gene Ontology annotation, cellular component: extracellular region. Bases 304 to 786 code for a protein of 160 amino acids. The transcript has 4 exons. NCBI's taxonomy places the organism in Eukaryota, Metazoa, Chordata, Actinopteri, Cichliformes, Cichlidae.